AUGACGCAUUGCAUCAUUGAUUGCAUGAUGAUGACUUAUAUAUCAUUGCCGACUACGACGAUCCCGACGACUACCGCUGGAUUACCGCGACACUGUACUCUCCGCCAUUACGACGACGACUAUACCGUCGCCACCGACGACGACGACCGUACCGUUGCUGACGUCGACUACGAUGACGACUGUACCGCCGCUGACUACGACGACGACUAUACCGUCGCCGCCGACGACGACCGUACCGUCGCUGACGUCGACUACGAUGACGACUGUACCUCCGCCAAUUACGACGACGACUAUACCGUCGCCGCCGACGACCGUACCGUCGCUGACGUCGACUACGAUGACGACUGUACCGCCGCCGACUACGACGACGACUAUACCGUCGCCGCCGACGACCGUACCGUCGCUGACGUCGACUACGAUGACGACUGUACCGCCGCCGACUACGACGACGACUAUACCGUCGCCGCCGACGACCGUACCGUCGCUGACGUCGACUACGAUGACGACUGUACCGCCGCCGACUACGACGACGACUAUACCGUCGCCGCCGACGACGACGACUGUACCGUCGCCGCCGACGACGACUGUACCGUCGUUGACGUCGACUACGAUGACCACUAUUCCGUCACCGACGACGUGGAGCCGAACUUAUUAUUCGGUCUCCCCUCGGGUGAUGUGCACUCACUACUGGACGAAGACUUGAUGAAUGAG
Messenger RNA from Homarus americanus (American lobster), 711 nucleotides. Its product is annotated as serine-aspartate repeat-containing protein I-like. The transcript has 2 exons. The record is from RefSeq and is a predicted model, not a curated record. NCBI's taxonomy places the organism in Eukaryota, Metazoa, Arthropoda, Malacostraca, Decapoda, Nephropidae. The annotation marks the transcript as partial.